Messenger RNA from Rhodotorula toruloides NP11, 1707 nucleotides. Its product is annotated as alpha-1,6-mannanase, glycoside hydrolase family 76 protein. The transcript has 8 exons. Bases 1 to 1707 code for a protein of 568 amino acids. Gene Ontology annotation, biological process: carbohydrate metabolic process. NCBI's taxonomy places the organism in Eukaryota, Fungi, Basidiomycota, Microbotryomycetes, Sporidiobolales, Sporidiobolaceae. The record is from RefSeq and is a predicted model, not a curated record.
AUGGGGAACCGCCGCCGAGUCCCGCUGCUGCUCGCCGCGUCCUCGCUCGUCCUCCUCCUCGGCACUCGCUCAACACUCGCCAUUCCCUCUGCAUCGCCAGUCGAGUCCUGCCCGUCGACCUACGACGACCCCUACCUCGCAUUCCCUCACCAGCCCCGGCACGGCCACGCCUUCGUCCCCUCAGACCCCGGAAACCCCGUCCACCCGCUCCUGCAAGACAUCCGUCUCCCCGAGAACCCGACCAACCCUGCGCCACGGCCUGUCACAGCCAAGGACAGGCAUCAGCUGUAUACGCCCGGACGGAACAACUCGUUCAGGACGGACGAGUUUCGCUUCCAGCCGGGACGACGGGCGAAGAGAGACAAGGAUGCCAAGGACGAGCACGGAGGAGUCGACAAGCGCGCCGUCGUCUCGAGCGUAGAUGUCCCCUUCCCGCCCUCUGCAUGGAUCGACAUCAACGACUUGUCGACGAUCGCGACCCUCGCACAAGCAGCCGUCGCUCGAAUGCAGACCUGGUACGAGAACGGAGUCUUCGAAUGGACAGGUUGGUGGCAGACGCCUGUGCUGGGCAUGGCUUACACGAACCUCGACCUCGCGCUCGGGAACCAAGUCAACGAGCUCCUCAUCAAGGACCUCUUGAUCCGUAACGACGGCCUCGGGUGGAUGAUCGACAAGUACAUUGACGACCAGAGCUGGUGGGCCAUGUUCGCCCUCCGCGCGCACCAAGCCUACCCGAACACGACCUGGCUCAAUAUGGUCGAGACGAUCAACAACAACAACUCGCUCUACUGGACCGACACGUGCGGAGGUGGCGUGCUGUGGUUGACGUACAAGCCGAUGAUCAAGAACACGAUCACGAAUGGUCUCUACUUUAGCAUCCUCACGCGCCUGUACCGCUACACGGGCAAUUCGACGCACUUCGACUACGCGAUGAACACCCUCAACUGGUGGCUCUCCUGGUCGUUUGAGCCCUCAAACGGGCGCGUCUACGACACCAUCACAGCCGACUGGCAAGGUCAGCCGAUGGACCAAUGCACCAAGACGGGCGAGCAAACCUGGACGUACAACUCGGGCGCGUUCCUCUUCGGGCUUGCGGACCUGUUCUACGCGACGGGGAAUACCAAGGUCCUCGAUUUGGCGAGGAGUAUCGCGUAUGCCGCGAUGAGGGACUUUACGGAUCACCAGACGGGGAUCUUGACGGAAAGUUGCGAGCACGACCCGCCGCCUGGACCGGGCAAGCCUCCGGGCUGUCAGCAAGACGAGACGGUCUUCAAGGGCAUCUUCCUCCUCGGCCUUGCAGAACUCUACGUCGCGCGCCCGGACCCCAACAUCUACAACUUCGUCAACACCCAGCUCCUCAGUAAUGCGUUCAAUAACCUCGACGAUACGUGGUUGUUUGGGAUGUGGUGGGGUGGGCCGUGGAACGUUACCACCGCCGGCCCGAAGACGCAAAUCAACGCCCUCUGCCUCCUCUCCGCCGCUGCCAUGAUCAACGCCGACUACCUCUCCGCCGCAGGCCAAAAGACGGCCGUCCCGAGCGUCACGGACCAGAUCAAGGUGCCGGAGAGUACGGCGACGGGCGAGGCGGGGAGCACGAACCGUGAUGGAGCGGUUAAUGGAGCGGGGAGGGCGAGCGAGUGGGCGGGCGCGACGGCGGUUGUGGCGCUCGCGAUGGUUGUCGGUGGAGUGGGAGUAUUGUGGGCGUGA